Molecule: messenger RNA, 1913 nt
Organism: Mercurialis annua (annual mercury)
Lineage: Eukaryota; Viridiplantae; Streptophyta; Magnoliopsida; Malpighiales; Euphorbiaceae
Product: F-box/kelch-repeat protein At3g06240-like
Exons: 2
Coding region: 27-1100 (357 amino acids)
Molecular function (GO): protein binding
Source: RefSeq, a predicted model, not a curated record
CAAUUGGAAGAAAACAGAGAAUAACAAUGUCAGAUUAUCUCCAUGAAGAAGUGGUGGCUGAAAUCUUGAAGAGACUGCCAGUCAAAACUCUGUUGAAAUUUACAAGUGUGUGCAAAUCAUGGUAUGCUCUAAUCACAAACCCUAAUUUCAUUUCCCUUCACUUAGCUCACACCACUGAAUCCAAUAGAUUCUACCAUCUUGUCAUCAAUUAUUUUACAAAAUCAGAAUUUGUGUUGCACAAUGAUAAUGAGUCGUUUAGUGAGUACAAACAACUCGAUUUGCAUUCAUUUAGUGAGUUUGGAAAUGAUGUUUGGAUGGUUGGUUCAUGUAAUGGUCUCAUUUGUUUGUCUUCUCCAACAUUUAAGCGCCUAAUUGUAUGGAACCCGACAAUUGGAGAGUUUAUUACAACUUCUUAUACUGAGAUUUGCGAAGGGCUUACUAAUUUUUUUGGCUUUGGGUUUGAUAAGAAGACCAGUGACUACAAAGUGGUGAGAAUUGUUUAUGCUUUUGCAAAUACAGCUUCUCCACCAAUUGCUGACAUUUUCGAACUUAGCUCCAAUUCUUGGAAGACCGUUACCGGUAAGAAUCUACAUUAUGAUGUUAAUGUUAUAGGACGUCAUGUUGAGUUGAAUGGUGUUUUUUAUUGGUUUGUAAGAUUGCGUAAUGGUAGAAAAAAAAUGAUAACCUCAUUUGAUUUGAGCAAUGAAGCAUUUCAAGAGUUGAUGCCCCCUCAUGCCCUAGCUGAAAUAGACGAAAAUCACAGUCGUUUAAUAGUGUACAGCCAGUCAUUAGCUAUGGUACACUAUGAUAAAUGGAAAAGAUGUUCGAUUUGGGUGAUGAAAGAGUACGAUGCAGCAAAAUCUUGGACUCAACAAUAUAUCAUAGAUUUAGAAAAUCAUGGAGGUUUCGGGAGGGUGCUUAGCGUUCAAGGGAAUGGUGGCAUUGUUAUUGCGAAGCGUGAUGGUGAGAUAGCUUCUUAUGACCCUCAGACACAAAGGGUCACCCCACUUGGGAUCGAUGGACGUUAUUUCAAAGUGCAUUCUUACACAGAAAGCCUUGUUUUACUCAAGGGAAAAAGGAACAAGGUUAAGCAAGUAUAAAAGAUUAAUGUUAUGGCUGCCACCAGGCCCACCACAACUGCGGUAACCUUUGGCCCUCCUUCUGGCGGAUCCACCCAAUUCCAGAGAUGGGGAGCCUCAUUUUAGUCAAGGGAAAAGGAACAACAAGAAGUUUAAAGCAAGCUUACAAGAGUAAGUGAAUUCUUAGCAAACUAUUCUAAAAAUACACUGCUCAAUUAGGUUUCACCGUAUAUAUUUUUGGUUUUUUGAUGCUUUCUUUGAUCAUGAAACUGAAACGCGCAUAAUCCCCCAAUUUAACCGUCCUUUUGAUGAAUUUUAUGAUAUUUAUGUAACUGAAAAUUUGGGAUUGUGUGUUCAUGUUACUGUUUGGUCUGGGUGUCUUAUUGAAAAUAUGGCCAUCCCUUCAUUCAAGGGGACGAAUAUGUGCGAGCAUCAGGUUAUGAUUCUAAAAUGAACAGAGUUUAUGGUUUUAGGUCAGGUUAAUUCAUGGAGGACUAUUGGCAUCUAAAAUGUUUAUGAUGAUGCUUAAUGUUUUGGUUUGUGAUGAUUUAUGUCGUAUGAUUUCUCUGGUAGUGUUUGGUAUUAUGAUUGUUGCAUUUGGGUGUUGAAUAAGUGCGGUUGGAGAAAACCACCACGUAGUUUGUUUUGCAAGAUUAUGGAGGGUUAGUUAGGGUACUAAGCUUUAGAAGACAUUGUAAAAUUCUGCUUCAGAUAAGUAGUGAAUUGGCUUCAUGUAAAUGGUUUAUUUUGCACGUUUCAAAUACAUUACUCUGUAAAUCAACUGUUAAUCCAAAUUUCUCCUGUUUAAGUUAAUAAGUUUCGCAUUGGUACAAA